AUGGCGAGGUUGCUCCUAUUCCUUUACCAGCUGUCGGCCCGUUGGCCGAAGGGGUUAAAGACGAAGAGCAGCCUAUCGAUCAUCGACGCGAGGUGGCUGUUGAGGCUAUUGACAGUUACGAAGAUGACGACCCUGCGGAGCGUGCUCCACCUCUACCUCCUGACGAUGGUCACGAGUACCGGCAUUAUCGUGUCGGUCGCAAUCCCGGUCUGCUCGAGAACAUUGACGAGGGCAACAUUCUACCGGUUCGCACGCGUGCUCAGCGUCGCGUCGCCGCCCUCAGUAUUGUGUGCACGCGCAAGAUCGUUCGUCGCGAACCAGAGCUCAUCGCGUCGUUUUCAACUCGUCACCCACCGCUUCCCAAGACCUUCAAGGAUGCGAUGGCUUCGCCCGAGGCUGAGUCGUGGUACGCUGCGUCCGUCACGGAACUCAACUCCGUGGGCUUGCACAAGGUUUUCAAGCUUUCGAGGCUACCCACCAGGGCUCGUGCACUGGGCUAUCGUUGGGUGUUUACUUGGUAGGAAGACGCCGAAGGCAACAUCAUCAGCUACAAGGCUCGUCUAGUCGUCCAAAGCUUUGCUCCACGACUGGGGAUCGACUACCACAAGACGUUUGCUCCUGUCUCGUCGAUCACGACGAUCUUGUUCGUCGUCGGCCUUUCUGCCGCUUGCGGACUGAUUCUUGAACAGUGGUCCUGA
Messenger RNA from Microbotryum saponariae, 698 nucleotides. The record is from the annotation of a GenBank genome assembly. NCBI's taxonomy places the organism in Eukaryota, Fungi, Basidiomycota, Microbotryomycetes, Microbotryales, Microbotryaceae.